Thalassophryne amazonica is the source of this 1640-nucleotide messenger RNA. RefSeq names its product pleckstrin homology domain containing, family J member 1 (gene plekhj1). NCBI's taxonomy places the organism in Eukaryota, Metazoa, Chordata, Actinopteri, Batrachoidiformes, Batrachoididae. Gene Ontology annotation, cellular component: recycling endosome; early endosome; trans-Golgi network. The record is from RefSeq and is a predicted model, not a curated record. The transcript is spliced from 6 exons. Gene Ontology annotation, biological process: receptor recycling; retrograde transport, endosome to Golgi; endosome organization. Bases 444 to 920 code for a protein of 158 amino acids.
AAGCAGCAGCAGCAGUAGUGUCCGGAGCGUACGUACGUGAGGGAGGCGGCGGCGGCGGCGGCGGCGGCGGCGGCGGCAUUGGACUAGGAUGCCCGCGAUUCGGCUUCGCUUCCUGAUCGCAGCUAAGCUCCCAACUGGUGCUUUGAACAGGUGUGCUGUGGGCCCUCCUGGAGAUAAGCCGCUAAGUGCUUUCGUUGGCUACCCACGUUAAAUAAGAGCCUCUUCUUCUCCGUACGGAAGCGCCAAAGAAGAGGCUUGAUAUUGUAGUUUUUAUUUAUUUUUGUUCAUUUAAAAUUGACUGUCGAAAUGAGAGAGGUUGAAAUGGCACAUUGCCGACCUGUGGUCUAAAGGACACGUUGACGACUCUGUAACCACUAGCUAGCGGAUGUAGCAUGUGUCCGCGGUCGUAGCCACGGCCAGGCUGUAGUUUUACUGCGUCAGUGAUGCGUUUCAACGAGAAGGAGCUGGUUUCUUUGAGCCGCCAGCCUUCGGAGAUGGCAGCCGAGCUGGGGAUGAGAGGACCCAAGAAAGGAAACGUUGUAAAGAAAAGACUGGUGAAACUCGUCGUUAACUUCCUUUUUUAUUUCCGGACUGAUGAGGAGGAGCCAAUUGGAGCUUUGCUGUUGGAGCAGUGUCGGGUGGAGAGGGAAGACAGUCAGAGCUUCUCUAUUGUCUUUCUCGAAGAAGCAGAGAGAAAAUACCUGUUCGAAUGUGAUUCUGAAGAGCAGUGUUUGGAGUGGAUAGACUCCAUUGUCAGGGCCAGUUAUGAGUUCAUGAGGAAGAACCUGAUAUUCUAUCGAACUGAAAUCCACAGACUCACUGGCAAGGACCCGUUGGAGCAGUAUGGUAUAUCAGAUGAAACUCGCUUUCAGGUCAGCAAUGGCCUGCAACUAACAGCUAAAGAUACCUCUUCUCUGUAGACCACCUACCUGUACCAAAUGGACUUUUUCUUUUCUUUUUGCCAUUCCAAUGUUCACACUUUGCUUAUAGUGACUUUUUUCAUUGUACCUGCUGUCACUCCUUACUUGUAAACAGGUUUUUAUGUAGAUGUUCAUUUGAAAUGAGGCAUUGCAAAGUGAUAUUUGUAAUUUUCUGUUGUCAGUGCCAGUCAUUAUAGGUAAUGUUGGGCUUUGUUUAUGCCACUUUUUUUUCUCCUUGUAGAGAAAUUAUACAAUGCUUUCUAUAGUACAGUAUUGUCAGACUUUAAUUUGACUCCCUGUACUGAACAGGUUUAAUACUGUAUUUUCUGUUUUACAUUUCAGGGGUUCUCAAUCCGGUCCACAAAUACUCUGAUCCUGCACAUUUUCCAUCUCUCCCUGCUCUGCCACAAGCUGAUUUGCUAGUUCAGGUGUCUGUUAGGAGUCGAUUGGCUGUGCACCUGAAUUAACAAAUCGGCUUGUAGCAGAGCAGGAAGAGAUGAAAAAUGUGCAGGCUCAGGGGUCCUUGAGGACCAUAUGGAGAAGCAGACAAUGUAGUAUGAGCCUCCUGUAGUAGUUGUCCUGCACACCUGACCUUCAGGGCUUUGAGUUACAAUCAUUUCUGCCUUAAGCAAGAAUCAGUCCAGGAUCUAUGUUUUUGGUAUAUACAGCCUUUAAUACAGUAUAUGGAUGCAUUAAAGAUGCUUACAUACUUUCAAAGGA